Messenger RNA from Physella acuta, 2110 nucleotides. RefSeq lists its product as uncharacterized. The record is from RefSeq and is a predicted model, not a curated record. NCBI's taxonomy places the organism in Eukaryota, Metazoa, Mollusca, Gastropoda, Physidae.
UGCAGGAAGUACGAGUGUCCUGUGGGAUACAGCCGCGUCAUGGACACGUGCUUCAGGUUCGUCAUGUCCAAAAGGUCAAGGUCGUCUUGGGCAGACGCACAGGACGAGUGCCUGGACUGGGGAGGGAACCUCGUGACCAUCGACGACAAAAAGAAGGAGAAGUUCAUCAGGCAGCACCUGAGGAACAAUUUUAGACACAUUGAAGUGUUGAAGCUGUUCACUGGUCUGAUCUACACCGACGCAUUAGCUCGCGCCCCCUACGACCCUCGCAAUAUCAACCACAGCCAACAAGGCGACUCACUCAGAUGGACCCUGACGAAACAAGCCGUUGUAACCCGCCAGUUUAACACCACGAUAAAUGUGGGCAAGUACCAUCCGGUCAUCGAUGGACUCCCGGGGAACCCCCUAAGCCCGGCGAGUUUCCUGGCCUGUGUGGUGCUGGUCUGGGAGCCGAACGCCAACGCCGAACUCUCGUGGAGGUUCGAGAGUUGCAGCGAGGAGAAGCUCAACUUUAUCUGCGAGGUCAGGAUUCGUGAGGAGAAGGGGGUUAAAGGUCGAGUUAAGCGCUCAGAUCACGACAACCCCUAUGUACACAUGGACCUCAUAGGAGACGAUAGGAAUGAGGGUGAUGACGAGUUAGACGAUGAGGAUAUGUAUGAUGAGGAAGAGGAUAUAUAAGCCUGUUUUUAAACCGAACUCCUUUGUUACAUUGACUCCAUUUUCUCCAUAUGUCGUUUGAUCACCUUCACCCUACGGCACAUCCUGGCACCUCCAGUUUGCCGUCUGCUCGACAUAGGUUCAGCAACUGUUACAUUUCGCGCAUCUGGUCUGAACAUUGUCUCCACGUUUUGGACUUAUCAAAUAUUUUUUUAUUUGGCUGUGAAUUCAAGAAAAAAAAAUCUUAAGGGAUUUACAUUUUGCCCUCGUCACGUUCAAAGUGUAUAUAAGCACAUUAGAGCACGAUAAAACGAAACAAAAUGUGAUGGAGAUCAGAGAUUGUGGGUGACAUUAAGGCGAUUGUGGUGGGUUGCUGGGGGGUCAGAUACAGACAGCCCCAGUGUGAUAGUGAUCUAGGUGGGAUGUGGAAAACUGCUGAUCACAAUGGUGACAAGUUUUAGCUUCACGCUAAAUACAAUAGUGACAAGUUGUUUUAGCUUCACGCUAGAGCAUAUGUUGCUAAACUCAUUGAAGCAUCUUUGCUUUGUUUGUCGAAAGCUAAAGCACAUAAAACAAGUUAACCUGAGGUUUUACGGACAUUUUCUACUCGGAUGUUUUCGGAGAAUCCACUGUUUAGCAUGUGCAGGGUGGGGGAAAUGGACUGUGACGGGGAUAAUCUUAGGCUUUGUUAAUCCAAGAAAACAUCCACAAAUGGUAAAAUAGUUAAAAAGGUUCUUAAAUAAUCCUGACCUACGUCUUAGACUGCACACCAUGUAAACAAAGUGUAAAUAUAUUAUUUUACAAUAUAAAUUUUGGUUUAAUAUAAUAUUUAUAAUAAUUGCUGAGUAUUUUUACUAUAGUAUUUUUUUAAAUAAUAAUUAAAAUGUACAUUUUUAGAAGUCAGACAUUUUUUUUUCCUUUGAUCUAUUUUCUCAACUAAGUGUAGAUUCUUAAACAUAGACCAACGUCGUGGUGACCAUUAAAUUGUAGGUUUCCGAAUGACCCAAACAAUGACUAACAGCAAGCUGGCUAUUAGAAUUUAGGUCAAUGUUUCAUAUGGCUUGUAUGCACCUUUUAAAAAAUAUUGACAUAGAAGAAAAAAUUGCAACAUAGACGUGACGUAGUUUGUAGACUACCCCACCUUCCACCCCAAACGAUGCUAAUACCGCCGAAAGCAAUUAGGAAUGACGUGAUUACUAAGACUCGAUGUUGCUAGUUUAUGAUGGUUAUUCAAGAUAAAAGAUUCAACAUAAAAUUAGAUCACGCAGUGGUGAGGUGUGGGAGAUUAACACUCUGUAAACCGGACCGUUAAUUCAUCCCCUGGUGUCCUAUAGAAUCUAGACGCCUACAGCUGGGCUUGUCUCAGUGCGAGGUCACGUGACAACAAGGUUGGAUCUGUGUGAAAAACCCCUCAACAUUUUAUGCCGUCCACAGAUUAAAUUAAUUGACAACG